AUGUGGUGGAUACUUGAACUGGCUGUCGGGACGUUUCUGGCUGCGUCAACAAUCGCCAGCCCAAUUUCGCCAAGCACUGCCAACAAGCGAUACCUUGAGGAGCAGGAUGGGGUCAAGUACAACGUUUUUGAGCACAGCGCCACGAAGUCCAGAUUAUCAUUUGUCAAGAACUCGGGCAUCUGCGAAACAACCCCGGGUGUUAACCAGUACUCUGGGUAUCUCUCGGUGGGUGAGGGCAUGAACAUGUGGUUCUGGUUCUUCGAAGCUCGCGAGAAUCCUCGACAGGCACCACUUGUAGCAUAUUUCGAGGGUGGACCGGGGGACGCAUCCGAAUAUGGGUUUUUCACUCAGAAUGUGCCUUGUCAUUUUGUCAAUAACGAAACAUCACCGUCUUUAAACCCGUACAGUGUCGGGUUCUCGUAUGGCAACGCCACUGUCAAUUCGACUAAAGCGGCUGCUCCUCUAGUCUGGAAUCUGCUUCAAGCCUUUUACGACAGUUUUCCCGAAUAUGAAAAUCGCGACUUUGGUAUCUUCACCGAGUCGUACGGUGGUCAUUAUGGACCCGAGUUCGCGAGCUAUAUCUUGGACCAGAACGCCGCAAUUUCUCGAGGCGAUCUUCAUGCCGAAGAGAUCCGCUUAGUAGCCCUGGGUGUCAGCAAUGGGUGGUUCGACGCUACUAUUCAAGAAAAGGCUAACAUCGAGUACUUGUACAACAAUUCGUAUAGACAGCUCAUUAACGAGACCUUCUAUAAAGAGCUUCUAACGCGGUACGACACAAAAUGCAAGCCUGCGUUUGAUCGAUGUGCAGAUGUCGGUACGACUGAUACUUGUUUUGCCGCAUGGAAGUCAUGUAUGGAUGAGAUCGAAUAUCCAAUACUUGGCGUUCUAAACAAAGACCAUCCUGGAUUCUAUCUCGGCGACAUUCGCGACCCAUCAUUACGAGCCCCUUCGACACAUGUUGCAUACUUACAAAGACUCGACGUACAAGAAGCUCUUGGGGCAAAAGUAAAUUAUUCGGAGCCCGCCGGGGCCGCAGGUUUCAUCUAUUCAGGUGACGUGGUAGAUGCACGUUCAUUCAUGACCCAACUCUCGGCUGUCGUGCAAGCAAGUGUCAGGGUGGUGGUUUGGACAGGUGAUGCCGACUACGUCUCUAAUUGGCUCGGGACUCUAAGAGUGGUAGAUUUAAUUGAAUGGCCCGGAAAGAAGACGUUCACGAACCAGGACAUGACACCAUACACUCUCAACGGUACGCAAAAAGGAGUAUUCAAAUCUCUCGAUAAUUUAACCUUUAUGCGUAUUUUUGAAGCAGGGCAUCAUGUGCCGUUCUAUCGUACGUUUAAAUUAACUAGGCCCGACUGA
Messenger RNA from Daldinia loculata, 1359 nucleotides. RefSeq names its product putative carboxypeptidase S1. Gene Ontology annotation, cellular component: fungal-type vacuole. The transcript has 4 exons. Gene Ontology annotation, molecular function: serine-type carboxypeptidase activity. The coding region runs from base 1 to 1359 and encodes 452 amino acids. The record is from RefSeq and is a predicted model, not a curated record. Gene Ontology annotation, biological process: proteolysis. Lineage: Eukaryota; Fungi; Ascomycota; Sordariomycetes; Xylariales; Hypoxylaceae.